UCUCUUCGACGCACGCAACGAAAGAUGGAACCGCAAAGGACUUUGACCGACUUACCCUUCGAGGUCCUCGAUCUGAUAUUCAAGGCUCUGGCCUAUAAGGACCUUCGCGGCCGCUGGCCACCGUAUACCGUCUACCAUUACUCAAAGGACAAGCUAAGCUUGGCCGAAACCUGCGAAUAUCUGGGCCAGGCUUUUGCCUAUCACAGUCGCGAUAUUUACAAGAAGGCUAUAUAUGACCGUUCAUCCCCGUAUAUAUCCGAAAGAGACUAUUCGGUAAUUGUCUCUCUUUGCGGCUCGACGGCAGUGGAGUAUGUCGGAUCUCCGGGUUGCAAUUGGAGCGCUGAGGUGGCCAAGGCAGUGGGCCAGUAUUGUCCCAACUUGCAAAGGGUUCGAUUUCAAGUGUACUUGGACAAUGGCGACAUCCUAAUAUCUCUGAUACACAAGGCAAAGAAUGCCAUCAAAAGCCUGGACUUUGGAUAUGCCAGCCACGACCCCCUAAGAAUAGGUUCGAAUAUAAUGCACAAAAUACCAGAGCUGCCGCUGCUAAAAACCUUAACCUUAGAUAGUUUUCGAGUUGACGAAGCUUAUGAGAUACAAAGAUUUUUGAGCAUAGAAGAGCUCUUCUUGCAGUCACAUUAUUCCCAUAUAGAAGAUCUCAAGACAUUAAAUCUGUUUAAGGUGUGUGCUCCCCUGAAGAAACUCCGAAUACUGACGGUGAUUGGGGUACACAUCAUUUCUGAGACAGAUGAGGACGAGGCAAUUCCAGAAUUUCCCGCAUUGGAACACUUUAAACUGAGCUCUUGUAUAAUAUCGAUGGAAUUUCCAAGCUGUCCCAAGCUCAAGAUCCUUGAUAUAUCAUGCACUAAGUGCCACAUUGAAGGCCUGGUCUGCAAAUCGGUUCUUAAACAGGGCAAAGAUCUGGAAAGAUUGAUCGUUGAGAGUCGACCAUCGCAAUUUGAUAAUGAAAGUCUUUUGGAAGUGAUACAAAAAUUUCGUAAACUUCGAUACUUUAAUGUACCGAUUCGGAAAAUUAAAUUUGAUUUGCUCUAUGCGACUGAACUGGUGAAUGUUUUAAGGGAAAAUGGAGUAACUAAAGAAGAUCCUUUGGAGCUGGUGUUAGAUGAAGUUAGCAAAAUACAUUGGCUGCAUCACUGGCUGUCGUAUAUAUCUGGUUCCAACAUAAUAAAAGCACGUGUUUAUUAGAAAAAUUCAAAUAUAAAAUGUUUAAAUAUUA
Molecule: messenger RNA, 1234 nt
Organism: Drosophila kikkawai
Lineage: Eukaryota; Metazoa; Arthropoda; Insecta; Diptera; Drosophilidae
Source: RefSeq, a predicted model, not a curated record